AUGAACCAAUUCCCAACUCCAUUCUCUCCAAUUCAAAUCACCCGUCCGACAAGCGAAACCUCAAGCCCACCCAGCUCAAGAACAACCUCCCCACCCAGCUCGCCAAACUCCACAUUCCGACGAGCGCGAACAACAAGCAACCUUACACCACACCACCUUUUCAACCUCUCGUUUCAACCACACCAAUCAACGCAAAGCCAGGAUCAGCACCAAAAUGUAUCUACUGACCACCACGCAGUCAGCAUUUUGCCCUGCGCUGUACUCCGUGGCCGCUCAUCACUUAUGGUCGUGAGAAGACGUCCGUCUGCUGUUGAUAUGGCGCUUAGCGAGGAGCGGUCGAGGUGCGAUGGGGAUGCUAUUGAGAGGAAGGGAUUGGACCUUAUGGAGCCACGGCCUGUUGAGAUGGAGAUGGAGAGGGAGAAGAUGACUAUGACUGUGAAUAUGGGCACGGGUAUGACUAUGGGAAUAGGAAUGGGCGCGAAUGCGGCUGGAAACGGCAAUUCGACUAUGGGGGAUCGGCGCGGGAGUAUCUUGCGGCCACAGCAGUCGCCGCGAUUUGUUAUGGGGGGGAUUUUUGAGGUGAUGGAGGGUCUGGCUUGA
Messenger RNA from Penicillium longicatenatum, 600 nucleotides. RefSeq lists its product as uncharacterized. The coding region runs from base 1 to 600 and encodes 199 amino acids. NCBI's taxonomy places the organism in Eukaryota, Fungi, Ascomycota, Eurotiomycetes, Eurotiales, Aspergillaceae. The record is from RefSeq and is a predicted model, not a curated record. The transcript has a single exon.